Molecule: messenger RNA, 941 nt
Organism: Macrobrachium nipponense
Lineage: Eukaryota; Metazoa; Arthropoda; Malacostraca; Decapoda; Palaemonidae
Gene: Rpp25
Product: DNA/RNA-binding protein ALBA2-like
Exons: 6
Coding region: 1-882 (293 amino acids)
Biological process (GO): tRNA 5'-leader removal
Cellular component (GO): ribonuclease MRP complex
Molecular function (GO): RNA binding
Source: RefSeq, a predicted model, not a curated record
AUGGCUGAAGCAGGGGUUGUGUUGGGUAACAAACUUUUAUUGGACCAUCCUGGAUGUAGGAGACACAGGAUAUCGGUCCAUACUGGUGUUAGUGGUAUAACGGUUGGAAUACCAGGUGUUUUUAUGCCUUAUGAAGACACAAGUGGAACUAAGGAUACUGAGAUUAAUAUGGGAAAUAGUGAAAAUGGGGGCGCUUUUGGCUGUGUUAAUGUGGAGAAUUAUUCGAAAGGUGAAAACGUAGAGACAGAGGCUGAAUGGAGUAUACCUGUAGGUGAUACUACCUCGCGACUUGAGGUUACCCCAAGCACCAAGAUACGGGAUGCCAUAACUGUAGCUCUUGACAAAUUAAAAACAGAGAACCAACUAUUAUGGAUAGGUGUGGGCCCAGCAGUUUCGAAGCUUGUCUCAAUGGCAGAAAUUGUUAAAAAACGUGUAAAAGGUCUUCAUCAGGUUACGCAGCUUAGUUACAAAAGAGUUGAUGAAUACUGGGAACCUAAGCUAGAAGGUCUUGAUCGUCUAAAGGUCACACGUGAGGUACCAGCUGUUGCUAUUCUUUUAUCAAAAGAUCCCCUGGAUGCGUCUCUUCCUGGGUACCAGGGACCAGGGGCAACAGGAGAGGAACUUUGGCUAAGUAAAUCCCAAGCAAAAAAGAAAAACAACAGCAACAAAAAUAAACAAAGACAAACAUUUGACAAGAAUUCUGGACCUAGAGAUAACAAAAAUCAGAACCCAAAGAAAGAAAAAGACUACAAAAACCAAAACUGGAGAGAAGGCAGAGCUAAAUCAGAAAGGAUUCCUCAUCAGAAGAAGGAUACCAGAAGUGAGGCCGAGACACCAAAAGGAAAAUCUGAAAAUGUUCCAGAAAACUCUAAUGAACCGUAAAAUAAAUAUGAAGGCAUUUGUUUUAAAUGCCACCCAAGAUUAAAAUAUCAAUAUAUUUA